GUGUAUGUGUGUGUGUGUGUAUGUGUGUGUGUGUGUGUUAGUGAGAGAGAGACUCGCUAAGCAACGAGCGACCUGCAAACGGGCAUCCGAGCCAGUCCGAGCAAAAACAGGAACCACAUUAUUCUCCGGUGUCUCUGCAAUGUUCCCGACGACAUUUCUCCGCCGCCUGCUCUGAUCCCGUCGAAGUGUCCGUCUGUCCAGACGUCGGCUCCAGAAGCAACCCAGAGAUUAAUGCAUCGAGCUGCGCGUCCCUGUUUGUUUUGACCUGCGUAGCUAGAAGGGAAUCCUGCAAGAGGGAUUAGCGGUCCGUCAAUGAGGAACUACCGGCUCAUCUUCUGCCACAACCUGAAGCAGCCAUAGAUGAUUCAGUGGUUCACUGGCCAGGGGAGGAGAGGAUAGGACACACUUUCACUGCUACACGACGUGAGGUCUUGGCGGGGUUGUGGUGAGGAGGAGGAGGCCAUGAGGAAGAGCGUGUCUCCGUUGCCAGGCAACGAGGGCGGGAGCUCAGCCGGCACCACUCGGGUCUUUGGCGUUCCGUUGGAGGAGGUGACGCGCACACACACAAUCAAUGGCCACGAGGUUCCUGCGCUGGUGAAACACAUCGUGGAGUACAUCGAGGAGCACGGUCAUCUGGACCUGGAGGGGCUCUUCCUUGUUAAUGGUAAUGCAGAGCGUGUGGAUUGGCUGCGCCAGCGUUAUGACAGCGGUGAGGAGGUGGAGCUAGAGAAGGAGGCGGACUUGGCAUCAGCGGUCAGUUUGCUCCGACUCUUCCUGCAGGAACUUCCUGAGCCCGUUAUCCCAACAGCGAUGCAGGGACACAUACUACAGCUACACCAAGAUUACAGCAAUGAAGAAGAACUGUGUAGAAACUUGAAGUAUCUCCUGCAGCAGCUUCCACAGCUGAACUACGGCCUGCUGCGCUUCCUGUGCCGCUUCCUGGCCAGUGUGGCGUCGCUUCAGCAGGAGAGCUGGAACAUCGGGACGCUGGCCGCCGUCUUUGGGCCUGACAUCUUCCACCUGUCCACAGAAGGAGAGGACCUGCGAGACCAGGAGUCUGUCAGCAGAGUCCUGGCAGAGCUGUUGGACAACCAGGAGGGCCUGUUUGACUCAGAGGACGAUGACGUCUCCACCACCAACGACUACAGCUCCAUUAACGAACAGAUCACAGAGCUGCUGGAUGAUGAGCGGUGCGAGGCAGAAUGUGAAGAGCUGCCUCAGGACGGAGAGGAAGGUCCCGCCUCCUCUGACUCACCACAACACACACACACUGACGACAGCCCCGCAGCCAGCUCCCACCUCUCCCCUAUAUCCAUCCUGCCUGCUGACUCUGCUGAGAUAAUCCAGCGAACCAUCAGAGCUGCAGUGGAGCAGCACUUCUUCGAUCUGAAAACCUCCAUCGACCAAGACCUCAGCAACUACGACAGCGCUGGGGUGAGUCCCAGUGAGCCUGACGACCACGGUUGCCAUGGAGACGAGGAGCAACAAACUGACCCUGAGGACAGCCCCUGCGACACAGAAGGGGAGACCCCGCUCAUACAGACCGAGCAGCACAUACAACAAAGCCAGACAGACACACAGGAUUCACUGGACUCUGGCGCCGCCCUGGAGGAGAGCUCAGGGAUGGAGCUGGACGCAGACGCUGUCAGAGAUGCUGAGAACAAUAUCAACACUGCCAGGCGGGACAAUCAACCCUGUGAAAUCAUGGAGCAGACUCAGUGUGACACUAUAAGCUGUGAUUCGGGCUCUUGCCGCUGUGAUCAGAACGCCAACACCAGCGAGAACAACAGGAACCUUCUGUCGCCAUGCCAACCGAUCACUGGCCAGAACCCCCACCUCCAACUGUUCCCUGACAGCCAAUGGGAAGCGUCACCUCCCUCUCAUCUCCACCUCCCUCCCAUAGACUUCUCAUGUAUGCACCUGCAGAAAGAAGGCCACGACCCCGUCCCGGCUUACAAAUCCUGGCAGGACGACAACGAGAGCGGAGAGGCGCAGCUCUCCCCGCUGGCCGGUCGCAUGGUUCCUCUCCCCCCUCUGCACCUGGAGGAGGAAGGCGAGGAGGCAGAGGAGGAGGGAGGACAGGAUGCCUCCCCCUCCUCUUCCCGCUCCCACCCUCACCUCCUCGCACGCCGCUUCCUCGACUUCGGAGCCCACAGUGCCCAGCGGUUCCUCCAGCAGGACCUGGACGCCACCUCACCCACCAAAGCACAGAGGCCACGUCGAGCAUCGUUUGGCUCCAAAGAGGCGAUGAGAGGAGGAGAUUCAGUGACCCACCAACUCACCAAGAAGCUCCAGCACCUGAAGAAGAAAAUCAAGCAGUUUGAAGAGCAGUUUGAGAAGGAGAGAAACUAUAAGCCCUCUCACGGAGACAAAGCAGCCAACCCCAAAGUCCUCAAAUGGAUGACUGACCUCACCAAGAUCCGCAGGCAGAUUAAAGGACGCCAGCACCACCUUUUACCCAGAAGCACGCUGAGGCACCAGGCUUUGCUCCAUUCAUACAGACGCCACCAUGCUCCCUACUCCUCCCCUUCCUCCUCCCCCUCCUCCUCCUCCUCCUCCUCCUCCUCCUCUAUCUGCUCACCUCCCCAUCACACACUCACCCCCCCGCUCCACCCCUACUCAGGCCUGAGCUCUAGACCGUAUCACCUCAAUGCCAAACACCGUGCAGAGAGCGAGCUCGGCCCGCAGACUCGUCCUCGCAGCAACACUUUACCCAAGAGCUUCGGCUCCACGCUGGACCAAGGCGCUCACGAUGCUGCGGUGGAGGCCAAAGGUCAGCAUCCCACCCGGGAGGAAACACUGGAGCUCAUCCAGCGCAGGGUCAAAGGGAAGAGGCAGGAGGACGGCUGGCCGGACGACAUCAAGAAGAUGACCAAGGAGCAGCUGUCCUGUGAGAAGACGGUCCUUCAGAAGAACCUGCUGCACUACGAGGGCCUGCACGGUCGACCGGUGACCAGAGAGGAGCGCCUGGUGGUGAAGCCUCUCUACGACCGCUACAGACUGGUCAAACAGAUGCUCACCAGAGUCAGCAUCACACCUGUCACGGUGUCCCCCUCCAGUAAGAGGCGAAGUCAGACCCUCCAGCCAAUCAUCGAGGGCGAAACGGCUCAUUUCUGGGAGGAGAUCAAAGAGGAGGAGGAGGACGAGCGCAAAGACAAAGAGGGAGGAGAAGAAGAAGAGCGGGAGGAGGAGAGGGAGGAGGAGGAAGAGGAGGAGGAGGAGGAAGAGGCAGAGAGCAGCGGCGGGGAGAUGCAGAGCUCUGAGGUCAUCAUGGCCGUCGACGUUAUGACCCCGACUGACGGACCAGCGAGGAGCCAGAACCAACCGGACCAGCAGAGCAACUGCCCAAUGACAGCCAAGAUGGAGGAGGGGUCGGGGAGGCUGGCGCUGGACCUGCGGCUGUCCAGCUCCAACGCCUCGUCCAUGCCAGAGCUGCUGGAACAGCUGUGGAAAGCCAGAGCAGAGAAGAAGAAACUGAGGAAGACCAUCCGCGAGUUCGAGGAAGAUUUUUAUCAGCAUAACGGAAGAAACGUUCAGAAGGAGGACCGGGUGCCGAUGCUGGAGGAGUACAGGGAGUACAAGAGGAUCAAGGCCAAACUCCGCCUCCUGGAAGUUCUCAUCAGCAAACAGGAUUCCUCCAAAUCCAUCUAGACCUCCUCAGAUACCAACUGUCACCGCACACAUCAGCUGUCAUCACUGCUGCGAGGACUCGCCGGGGACGCCAUCACAUCCUGACAAACGCUCCUGCAGACAUGAACAGUCACCUGCAUCACCGAGACGCUCGGUCACACCCGACCAACACCAGUUCAGUUGUUCUGCUGCAUUCAUGUCACGGAGAAAAAAAAAACUAAAUUAAAGUGACUUGCUGGUUCAGAGUUACAGAACGCUUUGGAGAACUGAACUUUAAUGUUGUGAUUUAACUUUCCUUCAACUUUCAGUCACAGUGAGACGGAUUUCUGCAGCAUCCAGUCAGACUGCAGACAAACACUGAUCACAUUAUGGAUGGUGGUGACACGACGACUGUGUUGUCUCUAUAAUCACCUCCGAUGAGUUUUAAUCGUGCUAAUCUGCAAGUUCUUACAAGACGUAGGCCCAAAAAAUUGAAGAAAAAUAUGCAAAUUUUAAGCAUUUUGAUCACAGAAUCACUUAAAUCAACACAUUUGUUUGAUAAUCUGCACGUGACUACACAUAUAUAUUUGUUGGUGAUCUCAGAAUUCAUCAACAUGAAGAUAUUUUAAAGGGUGAAGUUGGAAAUGUAUUUUUACAGACGUUUUUUUCCGUGACUUGAAUGCAUCACCAACACCAGUUAAACUUAAAAUCACUCCUGUCAGCCACAACUGAUCUCUGCUGCCUCGUCCGACUGCAUAUCAAAAAAAAACUCGGAGAAAAAGGAAUCAUCAUCAUCAUCAUCAUCAUCACUGUUCGUCUUCAUCAUCAUCAUCAUCCCAACAACGUGACUCAAGACUUUGCACUCGUCUUCUGAUUUCCUCGACUUCUGAGAAAGAAAACAAACAAACACUUUCUGACUUUUUACUUUCUUUUCUUUAGUCGAUUGUCGUUGAAUCUGAGCGGACAGCCGGAGGACUGGAGGCAUUUUAGACACUCUUUCUUUGGGACGUUCAACUGUUCCGCCUCGCGUCAGGGAGUCGGGAUCUGUCCCAGCCGCCUCCUCGACGCCAGGCGAUCGGUUGUUAUUCUGUUCUGACCGUAAAUCUUAAUUUAACAUCGCAGAUGAUUCACCUUCUGAGGGAUUUUACGCUUAAGUCACAAGUUUAAAAGCGAGUUUGUGUCGUGUAUACAUACGUGUUUGUGAGACACUGCUGUUCACGUUCUUCUUGAAUGAAAAAGAAUAUGAAAAAAUAAUCGUAUUAACUCCCAGUGUGACCUUGGAGCUGUUGUGAAAGACUUUUCCUUUUUCGUUUAUUUCUAUUCUUCAGCAUCUUUGUUUUGGUUUUUUUUUCCUCCCUAUUUUGGCGACAUUUGUCAGUAAGAUGGACACUAGAUGGGUGAACGUUGGUGCUGAGUAACUCUGAACUGUGUUUCUCAUGAGCCUCUUCAAGAAAACGCUGCUCUGAAGUCACGCUGGUGACUUUUAAAGGCAGCGUUCGACUGAUGGCGUUCAUGGAACGCAGUCCUUCGAUCAGGAGGUUUUAAGAUGUUUUUUUGUGUUUCACUACUCGUGGCAGUUUCUGAGGGAUUGUGGGUGAUAAAUGCGGAGAAGAGGAGCCAGUAUCUGUUGCUGCUUCUUCUCUGAAACCAAAAGCAUGUUGGCUGCCGGCGUCAGCGCAGUUAGACAGAGUUUCUUAAACUCCAGUGACGACACGGUCGGCGGUUGCCGUGCAGCCGAUGCGACUGUCACAGAACGGCUGGUGGAGCUCGGCGAACGUUUGAUUGUAGCUUCAGAGGCCGCUGGGUGGACGAGGUGCUGACGCUGCAGAAGCAGCUCCUGUCCGGUGGGUCGGCGCUGAGGGUUCUGAUCAGUAUGUAGCAUGAGAGCGAUCACAGGAACAAUCCUCCGCUGUGUUUCUCUGCAGUCCCAGUGAAGUUUCAUUUCCUGCUGGCAGGUAAAAUGAGGGCAGGUGAGGAAGAGGAGAAGGUUUGAGGUGUGAUGCAUGCCGACGUGCUCGUGCUCUUCAUUUUUCUUCUUCUUCUUCUUCUUCGUCGUCGUCGUCGUCGAGGCCGUGUUGUCUUGUAUCAGAUGAGAGUUAAGAUGUCACAGUGUGAUUUGAAACGUGGGACGAAGAAGUUGUCCGACUUCAGCCGGUGUGUUUGUAAACCGGCGCUGUCGGCGGGGGAGGUUCUAUUGUCAGAACCUCUUGGGCUUGUAAAGCGGCUCGGCGGGUCGGAUCGGGUUCUUUUCUUUGCUGAACUGCCAGAAUCAAAGUCGACUGCAGUCUGUUGCAGACGUGUUGGUUUAAAAAUCAAAGUUGUGAACGAGUCACGAGUUGAACUGUUUGUGGAGAAUACGAGGGAGCUCCGGAGGUUUGAUGUAAAAAGAUGUUAUUUGCACAGCAUUCACAGAAUGCAGCCCUUUUGUGUUCCUUUUUUUUCAUUUGUAUUUCUAAAAAUGAAGCACUACUUCUAUACAAAUAUAAAUAUAUACUGUACAUAAAAAAAACACCCGAAGGAAUGAAUGUCAGAAAUGUUUAAAUUAUUUCAAACAUUACGUUUGGCCCCCUUUGGUUCAUUAUAUUUGUGAUGCCCUGAGAAUGUGUUUUUUUUUAUUAUUAUUAUUAUAAAUAUUGCUAUUACUAUCAUAACCAUUAUUUUGUGUGAUAAUGACAAUAAUAAUAAUCCUUUUGUAUCUACUCACAAACUGUAAAACCAGCUGUAGAAGUUAGUCUGGCACUGUGUGGCUAAUCCAACAUGAACCUGCUCCCUAAUCUGAUUUCUUUCGUCGCUCUGUGUAAUAUAAGCUAAUAUAGAAGCAGUACUGUAGUGAGCUUGCAUGGCAAAUGAGAACAUAAUAGUAUGAAUAACACAAUGUAUUGUUUCUAUUAUUUGUGCCAUGAAGAAGCAGCAAUAAUAAAAGUUGGCGUGGAGGUUUUACAGUGCCGGGUAGCGAUGAGUGGGAUUGACUGUGUGUGAGAAUAUUCGAGGUACAUUUAUGAUUUCUCUUUAGUGUUUUCAGCCUCACGUACACACACACACACACACACACACACACACACACACACACACACACUCUGCUCAGACGGUGUGUUUUUACCACUGUUGUCAGCAUAAUGUUCAUGUUGGCGCUGCUGAAAAACCAAAAUAAGAAUUUAAAGGAAACAGGAAGUUGAACAGAGAUUGAAAAGCCAGUGACAGAUGUGUGAAAUCUGCAAACAUUCCAGUUUUUAAUCAUCAUUCAAAAAGUGGAAACAGUCCGUCGUCAGUCUCUGAAGGACUUUUCUUUUCUUUGACUUUACCUUUUUUGUUUGAGAGGUCGAUUUGUGUGGCGCCUCCUCAGUUUCCUUGAACAUUGUUCUUCAUUGUGCCUGCAACAGAGUGGUAAAACUCACGUGUGGUUCAUACGUUGUAAACUGUAAAUGUGUCUCUGUCGGUGUACAGUUCGUUUCAUCUCACACUCGUCUGACGUGCACGGUCGCUUCACACACCUGGAAGUCACAGCAGGCGUCGCUGUCGAGGCGACGAGGAGACGAUCGGAGUCUAACGAGUCUUUAAAGUUGAAAGGACAUGAAAUCUUCCUGACGUGACGCCGACGCGUGCUGUGAAUUCCUCCGACCAGAGAUGUUUCUGGCUUCCUCCAGGACAUGUGAUACUGUGUUUUAUCACAUCGGUAUAUUGUAUGUAUGUAUGUUAUCUAUAAAUGUUUUCUUACUUUGUG
Messenger RNA from Acanthopagrus latus (yellowfin seabream), 7330 nucleotides. RefSeq names its product family with sequence similarity 13 member B (gene fam13b). The coding region runs from base 463 to 3651 and encodes 1062 amino acids. NCBI's taxonomy places the organism in Eukaryota, Metazoa, Chordata, Actinopteri, Spariformes, Sparidae. The transcript is spliced from 24 exons. The record is from RefSeq and is a predicted model, not a curated record. Gene Ontology annotation, biological process: signal transduction.